CGUAACCGUGGCUACUCCCUUCUAAGCUACACAAUACACAUAGCCACUGGAUCGUGAAUUUUUAAGGUAUUGCUCACGAUGUGAACUUUAAGCUGAAUUCGAACCAAAAUAUGAAGAAAUAGUUUCAUACCGUAGAUUUUGUGGAUUUAUACAUUGACGCACAGUAAAAAAAGAAUUUAAUUUCAUAAGAGACAUGGAGGUUUCACAAGCCAUCUUUUCCGGAGUAGUGCUUUUUCUUACAUUUAUUUAUAUUGAUGCCCAAACCAUUUGCACUCCGUCCAGUCUUGGUGCAGACAAUUACAUUGGAAAUAAGCGGGGCGUGAGUGCAUUGAGCUUUGGAAUGUUAAAAUCUAUUAUACUUGAUGACUACAUUCUGCCAGCUGGGAAACUUACAAAAUUCGAUUUUUCAACGUCAUCGACAUCACCAGGAGUGAAAUUGCAGAUCUGGAGACCUAUAGAAGGAUCAUCUGUGUCGUUUAGACUCGUACACGAAACUGUUCCAGCAAUCACCACAGCUGGGCACUUAACAGUUGAUCCAGAUAGCGUCUUCUACGUAGCAAACUGCGAUAGGAUCGGUUUCACAAACAUCGCCGAAGCAAGUGCUAUUUCUCAUACAUUCGCCCCUGAUCAAGUGGGGAGUAUAGCUAGCGUCUUUGAACACAGUGGCACCGUCCCUGUGGUAGGACAGGAGGUGGUAUUCAAUGUUGGCUCCUCUGAUUCCCGAGCAUUUGCUAUUAAAGUACAGGUUAACACAAGUUCCCAAGACCCCCUCAAAGGUCCACCUGGACCUCCUGGAGAUAUUGGUCCCCCGGGUGAAAAGGGAGAUGUCGGAGAGCCUGGAGCAAAGGGAGAAACUGGUGCGAAGGGGCCAACUGGCACGCCUGGAACAAAGGGAGAAUCGGGCCUAAAGGGUGAAACGGGUCAACCUGGUUCAAAAGGAGACCAAGGGGCACGCGGAGACCAAGGACCGUCAGGCGAGAAAGGUGAAGCUGGGACCCCCGGUGAUCCUGGCCAGAAGGGCGAUCCCGGUGCUCAGGGACCACAAGGGAUUCAAGGGCCUAAAGGAGAGGCUGGAGCUGAUAGUGGUCCACCUGGAUCUCCUGGCGAUACUGGCCCCAAGGGGGAGAAAGGUUCACUUGGUGAACGAGGAGAAACAGGAGAACCAGGCGUUAAAGGUGCUGAUGGAGAUACGGGUGCAAAGGGUAUCAAAGGUGAUUCUGGUGAGCCGGGUGACCCAGGAGCAGCAGGACUCAAGGGUGACGUUGGUCCUCAAGGUUCGAAAGGAGAACCUGGUCCACUUGGACCUGGUGCAUAUGAUACAGAUGAAUGUGAAGUAAACAAUGGUCUCUGUCGACAGACCUGCAUCAAUACAUUCGGAAGUUAUCAUUGUGAGUGUGACCCUGGGUGGAAGCUAGACUCAAAUGGACUCACUUGUUCAGAUAUAGACGAGUGUGCUUCAGAUAAUGGAGGAUGCGAACAGACAUGCACAAACACUGUUGGGAGUUUCCAGUGCUCUUGUAGCGAUGCAUUUAGGUUAGCUAACAACAAGCUCAGUUGUAAUGAUUUCAACGAAUGUAGCAGCGGCAAUGGUGGUUGUAGUGGAACCCAGACAUGCGCAAACACUAUCGGUUCUCGUCUUUGUCUUGAGAACGGUGGUUCCACCACAGGUGGGCAAGCAGGUGCAUUGGGCAACAUCAUGAGUGGUGACCUUGUUUUCGGCCUCCUCAUAUGGGCAGGGAUACUAACUCUCUUGGUCUUCAUACUCAUCAUUCUCGUGUGUGUCAAAUGGUGUGAGAACAAACGAAGGGAAAAGAUGUUGAGACAAUACUACAGGCAAGAUGCCAUGGAAGUUAAAUCGAACUUCAGCGACCCAUACAGCGAUGGAAACCACCCAGGAUUUACCCUUCCUCGUCUCAGUAUUGAUAAACGAUGAACGCUUAAAACUUUACUUUUUAUUAUUUAUCUGGACUACGACCACAUUUCCCUUCCGAAAGUUUGGUAUAGCCCAGUGACUGCUGAUCAACACGAGAACCAACAAUUAUUGAAUGAGUUCCAUAAAUGAAUGACUGAUGAAUCAAAAUAAAACAAUAUUACAGUGUUUUUGUUCUGAAAUUUCAAAAUGGUGGUUGUUUAUCUGGUGAAGGCAGAUAACCCUUACAAGGUUGUCGCCAGGAUUUGAAAUUAGGAGCUGAAAGUAUAAUAUAGAGGACGAGGCAGAUGGCUUUAUAUAACUAUCUUUGGACUUUCUUCAGGUCCCUGUUUCAACAUACAACGGUUUUAGUUCCUAACGUCUAAAAAUAAAGUGGCCAUAAAGUCGCUUUAUACUUUACACAGAUUUUGUAUUGUAAUCGUAAAGAGACGUUAUGGACACCAUGUAUAUUUCUGUAAAUUGUUGCACUGGUGAGGCAACUUGCCUCCUCUGUAUUGUGCCUGACUUCGCCCAUGCCUUUUAUUUUGAUGUGUCCCGAUUGCUGCCUUGUACUGUAGUAUAGUGUAAAUUGUAAAUAAGUUAAUUAUAUUCUGUGGUUGAGUGAUAGGCAUACCUGGAAAUACAAGAUAUGGAACCCAAAAAGAUUCUUAUAAUAUAUACUGUAUAAUCGUUAUACAAGGUGUAUACAAACCACACACUUACAAUAUUGAAUAUAAUAGAUGAUAUUGAUGUAUAAUAAAAUAUUUAAUAUCGUAUAAUAUGAUAUGAUACACCAGUGAUAUGGCAUGCCAUUAAUUAUAUAUGAUUUUUCUAAUUAUUAUUCAAUAUAGGUCACCAAAAUCUAUAUUAGAAUCUUCGUUUACAACGAAAAAUAUAAAUAUAAAAAAAAUAUAUUUUUUCAAUGUUUUAUUGUUUAUAG
Owenia fusiformis is the source of this 2849-nucleotide messenger RNA. The record is from the annotation of a GenBank genome assembly. NCBI's taxonomy places the organism in Eukaryota, Metazoa, Annelida, Polychaeta, Sabellida, Oweniidae.